Cloeon dipterum is the source of this 1283-nucleotide messenger RNA. It is a transcript of the gene Nup43, whose product is annotated as Nucleoporin 43kD. The record is from RefSeq and is a predicted model, not a curated record. The transcript is spliced from 7 exons. Bases 120 to 1253 code for a protein of 377 amino acids. Gene Ontology annotation, cellular component: nuclear pore outer ring. Gene Ontology annotation, molecular function: protein binding. Lineage: Eukaryota; Metazoa; Arthropoda; Insecta; Ephemeroptera; Baetidae.
GUUGUGACUGUUACUCAUCCACUGAGUCACUUCCGCCUGUUGUGUGUGGAUGGGCACCCUUGUUAGUUCCACAAAUAAUGCAAAAACCCAAAGGAGCAGAAACAAAAUCAUAAUAGAAAAUGAUGUUGAGUGAGGUGGAGAGACUCAACUUAAACAACGUUUCAAGGAUGCCUCAGCACGGUGGCAAGUCUUGGAAAAAAAUCGGUUUCCACUCAGGAAAGAAAACAAGCAAGGUGCGCUUCCUGCCGUCGAAAACCAAGCAUGACAACGACGUUGGCGUGUUCCUCUCGGCCACAUACGAAGAAGAGAACAAUGAACUUUGCAUGUGGAGUGUUGACCCGAUGGCUCAAUUUGAGGAGAGUGGUGAAAAGCUGAAUCUCAAGUGCAGCCUCAACUGCGAGUUUGACUGUGUUGACAUGAAGAUCAGCGACAGCGGCAGAGUUUUUCUCUGUUGGAGUGAUGGAUCUUGUGGAAUGUUCACUGUUUAUCCAACCUUGCAGCCAAGUUUCACCUGGCAGAACCUCCAUCGAUCAGGGGGCCAGCUGCACUGUGCAUGCAGAGGCGUGGACGUCAUGGGUGAGGACGUGGUCACCGUCGGAGAUGACGGAAAGCUUAUCCUGCUGAACAGUUACAACCAAACCCCUAUCAAGUCGAUAGACGCGAGCAGCGUCGGUUUGACCAGUGUCUGCUUCUCCAAGCACAACGAGGUUGUCACCGGCAACUCGCGAGGCCAGAUUGCCUUCUGGGACCUGAGGAGCGAGGGUGGAAAACCCACCGGCGUCCUCUGUCUCUCCAGACUCCGAGGCGAGAAGACAGUGCACCCAACAGCAAACAGCCAGGAGAAGCACCCGACGCGGACGCACUUGCUGCUCAGCGGCGGCAGCGACGGCUGCGUGACCCUUUGGGAUUUGAGAAAUGCUAAAUUCCCUGUUGAGUUCGAAAGGACGCACACAGGACCAGUUUUAGAGGCUCAUUUCCAUCCUGAGAUGCAGGAGUGCAUAGUGAGCUGUUCGUCCUCAGGAGAUGCAUUUUUGUGGGACUGUUCCCUUCCUUCAACCCCCUCCACUUUCAAUCCUAUAGCCAAUGAUCAAGAUGCGUGGAGCUCAGUGGGCCGAGCGCACCAUCCGCAGGUGACCACCCUGCUUCCCAAGGUGACGGAAACAAGUGUGACGUCCCUGGCCCUGAGUCACAACAUGAUUGUCUGCAGCAAGGACCCUGGCUUUUUGUUUGUCUACAAGAAGCAGUUAAAUUAAAUAAAAACGGCAACGAGUGAUGUUAAAGAA